Molecule: messenger RNA, 1388 nt
Organism: Ipomoea nil (Japanese morning glory)
Lineage: Eukaryota; Viridiplantae; Streptophyta; Magnoliopsida; Solanales; Convolvulaceae
Product: 26S proteasome non-ATPase regulatory subunit 7 homolog A
Exons: 10
Coding region: 104-1036 (310 amino acids)
Biological process (GO): proteasome-mediated ubiquitin-dependent protein catabolic process
Cellular component (GO): proteasome regulatory particle; proteasome complex
Molecular function (GO): metallopeptidase activity; protein binding
Source: RefSeq, a predicted model, not a curated record
AUUAUAUUUUUUUUCUUUUCUAAAGCUUCGUCGUUGUUGGAGUGGAGCUCAAGUUUGGUUUUCCAGUUUUUCUUCAAAUCGAAUCGAAUCGAAGGAGGAAGAAAUGGACGUAAUAAAAUCGCAGCAAAUAUCUUCGCGGCCGAUCGAGAAGGUGAUAGUCCACCCGCUUGUUCUCCUCAGCGUCGUCGACCACUACAAUCGCGUCGCACGCGACACUAAGAAGCGCGUCGUCGGCGUCUUGCUCGGAAACUCAUCCAGAGGCACCGUCGAUGUUACCAACAGCUACGCAGUGCCUUUUGAAGAAGAUGACAAGGAUCCAAGCAUCUGGUUCCUUGACCAUGACUACCAUGGCGCAAUGUUUUCCAUGUUCCGUAGAAUAAAUGCCAAGGAGCAUGUUGUUGGAUGGUACAGCACUGGUCCAAAACUACGCCAAAAUGAUCUGAACAUCCAUGCACUCUUCAAUGACUAUGUUCCUACUCCAGUCUUGGUUAUUAUUGAUGUUCAGCCUAAGGAGCUUGGCAUACCAACUAAAGCGUACUAUGCUGUUGAGGAAGUAAAAGAGAAUGCAACACAAAAGAGUCAGAAGGUCUUUGUGCACGUGCCUUCAGAAAUUGCUGCCCAUGAAGUUGAAGAGAUCGGGGUUGAACACUUGCUGAGGGAUGUCAAAGAUACUACAAUCAGCACUCUUGCGACAGAGGUAACUGGGAAACUUGCAGCAUUGAAGGGUUUGGAUGCUCGCCUUCAAGAGAUUCGGAGUUACCUUGAACUUGUCGUCGAUGGGAGACUUCCAUUGAAUCAUGAGAUUCUGUACCACUUACAGGAUGUUUUCAACCUACUUCCAAAUCUUAAUGUGGCUGAGUUGAUUAAAUCCUUUGCAGUUAAAACAAAUGAUAUGAUGUUGGUCAUAUAUUUGUCUUCUCUUAUUCGGAGUGUGAUUGCUCUUCAUAACCUGAUUAACAACAAGCUGCUUAACAAGGAACACGAGAAGGCAGAAGACUCCAAGCCUGUUGCUGUACCCACCGCAGCUGGAAGCUAGAAAUGAACUUUACGCAUCAGCAAUUUGCUGCUUUUGGCUAGUGGUGUCUAACUGUGUAAUCUGAACCCAACUUCAUCCUCAUGUGUUGCCCAAGAGGGUUCUUUCGUAAUAUGUUAGCACCGUACUGUUUUUCUCCCGACUCCCCUUCCUACAAUUGAAAUUGUUGUUCUUGGGAACUUAAAAAUAGAAUUUAUAGUUGAGUGUCUUUCUUUCUGUAUUCUUAGACACAGUUAAACUGUAUUCUUUAUUUUCAUUUGAUCUGAAGUCUGAACAAAAGCUUAAGCUUGAGAUUUGGGGACUGUACCACUUCCAUGGGGAACUAUGAAAAUCAUCUCACUUUUGAAGUUUGAAA